AUGGCCACCGGCAACGGCAUAUUGACCCCUCCGUCCCUCGACUCGUCCGCCUCAGCCACGUCAGCGACAAAGCGGAAACGGUCCACCAGCACAGCUACAAAUCACUCCGCCGUGGCGUCUGCUGAACACGCAGGAAGCUCUCUGGACGGCUUGGAGAAGGGACUGCAAGAAACGCUGGAAGAUGUCUUUGCCGUACUUAAGAGCUACGAUACCCAACCGUCUAUUCUUAACCUUCCUCUCAAGGCGACGUCAGACAGAUCCUCUUCUGGCGAGCCAUCCGUGAAGCGCACCAAGUUGACGCCAUCGGACAGUCCCACGUCUAUCACAAGUCGCCUGCGAGAUGGGACGUACAACUCCCUAGCAGAUUUGGCCAGCGAUGUUGAGCUUGCAGCCUCAGAUAUUAUUUCGACCAUCACGCCUGCAGAACCUGCUACGAACGGCGCUGUUCAGCGACACGCACCCUCACCCGAGGAAACUAGGCUAUAUGCUGGAGUUCUAGCCUUCCAGAAAGUCCUGAGAAAUAUCGUUACCCGUGAGAACCAACGAAGGACUCUGGCUCUGAAAGAUUCGAAAACGCCCACCGAGAAUGGAGCCCCUGUUGGUAAAGAUGCUGUGUCCUUGGAAGAUAUACACGACAGCCGAACUGUUCUGACUCUGUAUGGAACCGCCCAGGGUCCCAAGCAGCUGUUCUCCAGUCUCCAGCAACCGCUGCGAGUCCAGUCCGCCGACAGUCCUGCUCCUUAUAAGGCCCUGGACACCUCCGUCGAAGUCACGAUGCCCCUCGCCGAAGCAGGGCUUCCCAACAUCAUCUCCACCACUAAAAUAUUCCCCGUGGACGUAGUGGAGCAGCUGAAUUCAAAGAAGACCGGUCCAACAUUUGGUGAACUUUUUGCUCCUCCGCCGCACGUACCGCAAUUAAGUCCGCCGAAGACAGCCAAGCAAUUGACCACCCGUGGUAAUACCAUUCGAUUUGUGUCUCAGGAUCAGCUGCCCAAGGUCAACCGCAAAAUACCCAUGUACUCCACUCAGCCACUCUCAACAGGUCAAUCUCUCGGUUACAGCGGCGUGGAGCCGCCAAAGGAACCCACUUCGCCCAAUGCAAAGGCGAAAAGCCGACAGCGUGCCCUGAGCACAGGGGAAGCCCAACAGCCUCCUUCCGAGAGUAUUGUGGCUGCCGCAGAGCGAGCGAAAGACGAUGCCCUAUUUCGAAGUGCGUAUUCCAGCUUUGCACCCUGCCGCGACGAUGCAGCUGCGAUCAUUCCGGAAGAAACCAGGAACCGAAUCUGGUGGCAAAAGGUGGGCGAGAAGAGAUUCGAAGAGACUUUUGCCAUCGAUCCUAGUUUAAUAGACCCGAGCCUUUUGGCCUCUACGGGAGCUGCUGAAUCCGCAAGCGUUGGCGCCGACGAGGACGAGACCUUCAAAGACGCCGUUGAAAACUUUAUCCCCGACGAAACCGAUUUCCUAGCUGAAGCGCAUGCUAAAGCUCAGCUCGACAAAGAUACCGAUGAAAUAUUAGCGGAGAUCUCGGAACUUCUCGAGACUUUGGCAUCUCACCAGCAAAUCAGAAACUCGUCACUAGCCACGAGGCCACAAACACCCGUUAUACCGAACUCCUCGCUUGCGUCUCUAGUUGGCAGUCCAACCAGUCCGGGAAGUGACGAAAUUGAUGUUUAUAAUAUUCUGAAGUCCCAGCUCACUCUCAUGAUAUCGAGUCUGCCUCCAUAUGCAGUUGCUAAGCUGAAUGGCGACCGGCUCUCUGAGCUGAGCAUCAGUCGGGACAUCUUGAUUGAGAGCAAAGACUACCGCGGUGUGAUGGAAGAAGACCAGGUCUCUCGGGUGGCGAAAGCAACUGCGUUGAGUGCCGCUGCAGGACCCCCUCCUAUUGUUCGAAUGGGAUCAGGGUCAAUGGGGACGCAUUCUCAUUACGCUCCCACCAGCACUCAGUAUGUGCGUCCACCCCCGCCGCAAUCGCCUGCGCCUAGGUCUGCUCAUGGGCCACAAUCCUACUAUCCCCAGCAGCAAGCCCCGCAUCGCUCGCCGUCCGUUCACUACCCGCGGUCGUCGAACGCGCCUGUUCAGUCAUACCAAACGCCAGGUGCCUACGCCAGUAGUACUCCACGGCCCAGUUAUCCUGCGACACAAGCAUACGGCCAGCAAACUCCACGACCUGCCUACCAAGCGAACGGUUCCAGCCAGUACUACCAACAGCGAUCUGCGCAGCCCAGUAAUUAUGGCAUGGGCGGUUCUCAAUACUACCAACCCCCGCAACCGCAGCCUCAGACCCGAUAUCCGCCCCAAGCCCAGAACUCUUACCAACAACGACCACCGGCUGUCGCUCCCAUGUACAACAACUAUGGUUCAUCGCAGAGUCCUCACAUCCGAACGGCUUCCCCUCUGAAGGCUGGGCAGCAGCCGGCAAGGCCUGCGCCAACUCCAUACAACGGCUCUCGGUCGGGCUAUGGAACUCCGACAAGUAACGGACAAAUGGGUGGGCCUAGUUACUUCAGUCAACCAGCAUCUCAGCCCCCUGCCCAAUACUCCACACCUCAGCCAGCAACACCUGCUAACUUGGGGCCCAGCGGAUUCCACUCCACCAUGACCGCAGAGCAGCAGCAAUUGAUGAUGGACCGGAAUAGGGCGCAGCUUGCAGCGCAGCCUGCAGCGCGUGUCGCGGCGCAGGAAGUGGUGAACAGGCAAGGCUCAGGAACCCCGCAGCCGGCCAACGGGCAGUAUCCGGGUCAGCAGCAGCAGGUUAAUGGGAUACCCAUGGCGACAUAG
Molecule: messenger RNA, 2778 nt
Organism: Mytilinidion resinicola
Lineage: Eukaryota; Fungi; Ascomycota; Dothideomycetes; Mytilinidiales; Mytilinidiaceae
Exons: 2
Coding region: 1-2778 (925 amino acids)
Source: RefSeq, a predicted model, not a curated record